Messenger RNA from Micropterus salmoides (largemouth bass), 3468 nucleotides. It is a transcript of the gene cracr2aa, whose product is annotated as calcium release activated channel regulator 2Aa. NCBI's taxonomy places the organism in Eukaryota, Metazoa, Chordata, Actinopteri, Centrarchiformes, Centrarchidae. The transcript is spliced from 18 exons. Gene Ontology annotation, molecular function: GTP binding; calcium ion binding; GTPase activity. The coding region runs from base 360 to 2546 and encodes 728 amino acids. The record is from RefSeq and is a predicted model, not a curated record.
AGGGCUCAGUCACAUUCCUGCACUCACACAGUUGACUUCACUUGUAAACUGUGAGGUUCACUAAAAGCGGAUAAGGCUGGCUGACACAGACCAAGUCAAUGAAUUCCUCCAACCUGAAUUUCCCUUCUCAUUCACCGACUCUCCUCUUGUCUCUCUCCCAGGUUUCAUCGACUCAUUAAAGAGGUGGUUGCUAAGGGAUGACAAUCGGUGACAUUGGCGAGAGCCUCAGAUGUAGAGCAGCCUGUAGAGCAGCCUGAAGCGCGACUUCUCCAGGAUCACUUUCCUCCACACCUCUGUCUGUACUUGGCUCAUGUGAAGGACACCUGCAAAGCUCGUAUAUCAACAGACUCACAGAUACCAUGGCUGCGUUUACUGCUCCUUGUGCCACCACCAAUACCACCACCACCACGGUGGCCCGAGCUGCAUGGCAAAGGCAAGGAAGCAGCGAAAAGGCGGGAAAAGGCGAGAAUGGGGACUUGGGAGAAAACACUAUCCUGGAGAAAACCCACGAGUUCUUCCAGAUGUGUGACAUCGAGAACAAGGGCUUCAUCAGCCGACGUGACAUGCAGAGACUAAAUGGCGGGCUCCCUCUCAGUGCAGAAGAGUUGGAGAACGUAUUUGAUACCCUUGAUUCCGAUGGCAAUGGAUACCUUACCCUCGACGAGUUCUCCUCUGGCUUUAGUAAGUUUUUGUUCGGUCGGAAGAUUUCAGUAGAACAAGGCAUGGGAGAGAAAAACCCCUGUGAAAGCCCGGCAGAGGUCCUAUACCAGACCCACUGGGAGGAGAGUGUGGCACGAGGAGAUGAGGAUGAGGAGGAGAAACACUUUUGCAUGCUUAUGGAGAGCCUCGGAGCCAAUAGUGUCUUUGAAGAUCCUGCUGAGGUGCGCAGCUUGUGGGCCCAGCUACGCCGGGAUGAACCACACCUUUUAUCCAACUUUGAAGACUUCCUUGCCAGAGUGACCUCCCAGAUCUUAGAGGCCAACCAGGACAAGAAGGAGAUGGAGAGCGCUCUAAAAAGGAAAGCAGCAACACACGAUGAUGAGAUCCAGCGCCUUUAUGAGGAAAUGGAGCAGCAAAUAAAAAAUGAAAAAGACAGGAUUGUGCUGCAGGACUACGAGCGGUUUCUGUCUCGCAGUCAAGACAUGGAGCUCCAGCUGUCCAGUAAGGAGAAAGAGCUGGAGCAGCUCUUUCAGAAACAGAGAAGGUUGGAGAGCCAGUGCCAAGAGCUUCACAGUGAACAACAUGUGACCAUGGUGGAGAAUGUGAAGCUAAAGCAGACGAAUGACGAGUUAGCACGGGAGCUGGAGCACACCAGCCAAGAGCUGCUGUUGGCACAGGAGCAGCUUAGCGUGCUGCAGGAGCAGUCCGCACGGCUUCAUGAGGAGAAGGAGAUGGAAAUAUACAGACUGACUGAGGGACUGCAUCGAGAGCGAGCGGGCCUCCUCAAACAACUGGACCUUUUGAGGGAAAUGAACAAACAUUUACGAGAUGAAAAGGACAUGCGUUAUCAGAAACCAAAGAUUUCUCAGAAACCUUCAGGUUUGAAGCAGAGGCCUUUAAUCAGUGUUGUGAAACACACAAACACAAAUGUCUUCAAAAGUGAGGAUGAGGAGGAGCUGACCACAGGCUAUGUGAGGGAGAACCUAACCAAUGGGUCAUGCCAGUUCUCCCACACAGCAGAGACAAGAGGGCACCUCCAGAGGAUCAUCUCUAUCGAGGAGGACCCCCUCCCACAUCUGCUCCAGAAUGACUGUCAGGCUCAAACCCUUCACGAGUGUAGUGAAGGAGAGGAAGCCUCAGACAAUGAGGAGAAUAUUGACUUGGUGAUGAGCGAUAUUUACCCGUGUGCGUCUUCUGCUCAGCAGCAAAAGUCGAAGGGAACUGAGGAGAAAAGGGACACCCCGACAUCUCCGAGGGGUCAGCCUGUUGGCAAGGAGACCAGCAUAAAUGAGGAAGGUGGCCCCUCGCUGCCUGACCGCCUCUUCAAGAUCAUCCUGGUGGGGAACUCAAGUGUUGGAAAGACCUCCCUCCUUCGACGUUUUUGUGACGACUGCUUCCGCCCUGGUACAUCUGCCACUGUGGGUGUAGAUUACAGUGUAAAGACAAUAACUGUGGACAACAACCAUGUGGCACUACAGAUGUGGGAUACAGCAGGACAGGAGAGGUAUCGAAGCAUAACCAAACAAUUCUUUCGCAAGGCUGACGGUGUGGUUGUGAUGUAUGACAUCACAGCUGUGCAGAGCUUCACCGCUGUCAGACAGUGGCUGACGAGUGUAAAGGAGGGCGCAGGCGAGGACAUCCCUCUUAUGCUCUUGGGAAACAAAACGGACAAGGAGAUGGAGAGACAAGUUCAGAAAGGACUGGGCGAAAGACUAGCCAAGGACUGCCAAAUGACUUUCUUUGAGUGCAGUGCAUGCUCUGGGCACAAUGUGGUGGAGUCCAUGGUUCAGUUAGCCAGAAUUCUGAAAGAGCAAGAGGACAGAGAGAAGGAGAAGACAGUCCAGCUGGUCGGCAGCCCCUCUGAGAAGAAGAGAUCCUGCUGCUAACAGUUAAGCAGUCAACAUAAACACAGUAGCACUACCCUUUACUAAGAUUCACAAUGUGAUAGUGUGACCACAUGUGCCACAGAGGACACAUUAUUCUGAAGAUCAGCACAACUGUUUCCACUGUCUUCCACCAUGUAGCACUCAGGGUAAACCCAACACCAGAAUGAACACUGUACGUAUGUUGUCACGGGUGUUAUUGCACUAUUAUGGACAGUCUACUCUCUAUGUUUACCCAAGUUAUUUGCAGUUUGAAAGUAAGUAAAUGGAAAUUUUAUGAAAUGUAGUAAAAUAAUUGUAAUAUUUGAAAAGUUCAAAGGCUACCUUAGUUUGACUUUUAGAUAUAAAAACAACGGAACAAAACUGAGACUUUCACUUUUUCAUUUUAUAAAUGUAGGAUAUUCAUCCAAAGUCUGACUGUAGCUCUCAAAUAUUUAUUUACCUUUCAAAGGCCCUUUAUCUGUCACAUGUGGGCUUUUGACUGUAUAUAUUAACAUAUUAUUCAGUUGUGCGUAGCUUUUUAGCUGUUUUGCUUCGUCACCUUUUCUAUAUUACACAGGUGUCUUAGUUUUUUCACCUGUGUGUUGUCCACUGAAUAAACAAAAAUAGCAGUGUAGUUAAAUAAAAUAAAAAAAACACUGAAAAUGAUUAGCUUCAAAUGUAGUAUUUGUAGCAGGGCUGUCACAUUUUAUAGUAUUUUAUUUGAUAGACUUGUGUUAUGUUUUGCACAUGAUUAUUGAUUUGUAAUUCUGUGUUGUUUUUGUUGUAACAGUACUGAAGAUUAUUAGGCUACCUGAGCAUUUAGCUGGGAGGUUGGCUCAGUUGUGUGUUUUUGUAUUUUAAGAUAAUAAUGCAGAUAAUUAUUUUUCUCCAAUUGACCAAAUUAAGUUUACUGGAGUAAAAUGUUUAUUUCAAAUAAUCUAAA